Messenger RNA from Hyposmocoma kahamanoa, 3915 nucleotides. RefSeq names its product mucin-17. The coding region runs from base 65 to 2941 and encodes 958 amino acids. The transcript has 5 exons. The record is from RefSeq and is a predicted model, not a curated record. Gene Ontology annotation, molecular function: protein binding. NCBI's taxonomy places the organism in Eukaryota, Metazoa, Arthropoda, Insecta, Lepidoptera, Cosmopterigidae.
CAACCCUCGCCGCGGACGGACGGCAUGGCGGCCGCGCGCUGAUCGUUCGCUACGUGACUGUGCUAUGAACAUACUCACACUCGCAUCCUCCAGUGCUGCGAACCGCGACAUUUCAUCAAUGAAUCGGUCUAAGAGCGGCAUGCGGCGGCCGCGGCUGCUGAUGUUGCUGCUGGCGGCGACGCAGCUACUUGCAUUCGCGCAUGCGGGUCCGCUGGGCCCUCUACCGAAUGUGACAAGUGCCGACGUGGGGUUGAAGGAAGGCAGUUGCGCGCUCGGUGACGUGGUCUAUAUGUCGGGCGACGAAUUUCCGGGAUCCGGCCCGUGCGAGCGCUGCCGCUGCGCGCACGGCGGCGUGCAGUGCGCUCGCACGCGCUGCGAGCCUCGGCCCGGCUGCAAGGCGCUGCACCGCCCCGACCAUUGCUGCCCCACAUACCAGUGCGAAUGUGAGCAGGAGGGUCGCGUAUAUGGCAACGGCGAGAAACUGGUGGACCCGGCGGACCCGUGCCGAGUGUGCUACUGUCAGGGCGGCGAGGUGGUAUGCCGGCGCAUCGCGUGCUUCUUGCGCGAUGAUUGCUCGCCGCGACUUGUGCCAGGCCGGUGUUGCCCCGAGUACGACAACUGCCCGCUCAGAGGAGUCACGGUGGUACCAGGCGUUACUCCCUCCACAACAACAGAAAUCAUCCAGAGUAGCCCCGCGCUCCCUCCAAAAGAAAUCAUGAAACAAGAGAUCACCAUCAAAGAGAUCACCCCCGUCUCCGAAAUACCAGUGAUCCCUGAAGUGAAAAUUAAGGAAAUUUUGCCCUCACCCAGCAUCGAGGUCACAGAGUACUCAUCCUCCAAGUCCCCCCUGAUCGUGCGAGAAGCUACAUCUGAAAAGCCUUUGACACAAGACGAUGCACUGGCGAAAAAUGAUACUCCUGUUGUUAUAGAAGUGCAAUCAACCUUAGUACCUAUGCUAAUGCCGUCCGAAGUCUCCACGGAAGGCAGCGAGAGCAAUCCGGAUACAAAAGCCACGAAUGACUCCCCUCCGUCCAAGAUUAGUUUCUCAACUCAAGAUUCCAUCAACAGCGAAAUUUAUCCCUCAAUUCAGAGCAGUUCGCCAACAAUGGGUGUACCAUCUAUCAGCCUAAAUGGUGCUUCGACUGCCACUACCAAAGCCCCUGUUAUCGAAGAAGAAGAUCCUACAAUAUUUGACCACAACCCGGCUUUCCCGCCUCUACCUGAUGACUUGUCGGUUUUGCGAAACCAUGAAGAUGAAAUUCUUCCGGAACAAAUUCCAGAAGAACACGUUUCUGAACCGCAGGAAGUUGUAAUUAUUUCUGACGCAUCUUCUUCCCCUGAACUGGAUACAAAAACAGCUAUCCCAACUCGAAAAAAUAUUUUAAACGAAGUGCCGCUGACUACUACUAACGCACCAUCUACUACAAUAAAAGACGAAAAAACCUCGACAGUUCUAAUUAAUUCCAAUGACUUAAGUACGUCUAAUUAUGUAAACACGCUUAAUAACUUAAACACAGCUAGUGAUUUUAGUACUGCUGAAGCAAUGGCUACAACUAAAUUAGAUUCAAUUGUUGGCACUCAGAGCACCAUUACACGUGUGAAGGACAGCCCUAUGCUAAAUAUUAGAUCUGCUAUUCCCACUGAAAUAUUGAACAUUCCGUCAUUCGUUCCCGAUGAAAUAACAGACGAAGUUGACGUUGACGAUGUCAUCAAAUCUAUCCCAGAAAGUGUUUCAGUCCCCGCAUCAAGUUUUACAGUGGAAGGUGACAAAAUUGUGAAAAUAGAUGAUAAAAUAAUUGCUACGUUUCAAACACCUACCCAAUUUAAAACAGUGCCUAUUCCUACAGUAGCAGAUCCUAAAACUGUAUCUGAAACUGAGUCACAGAAAGUAUUUGAAACAGUACUACAAAAAUCAUCUUCUGCUGCCAUUCAAACACCUCAGGAAUCAACAGUAAGCUUGAUAGCCAAACCUCACGUUGUUACUGAGGGCACGCUACAGACUGAGUUAAGCUCAUUACCUAUCGAAACCAGUGACCAAAAUCCAAAAGAAACACCUGAGAUUAGUUCAAAGGAAAGUGUCAUUACUUCGACUGAAAGUUCCUUGUCCACAGAAGAACCCACUACCAAAAUAUCUAAGCCGUUAGAAUCAGAUGUAAUUACGGUAUCCAGUGCAGUACCGUCAACUGAUAAUCAAUCGUUUGAAAAUUUUGAAACAACCGAAUUUAUUUUUAUUUCGUCUGGUUCGACAGAGAGCGUAACAGAUGCCGUCGAAUUGAUUAAGAUAUCCGGUGAACAAGAACAAAGUUCUGCCAUAAUCGAGCCUGCUCAAAGCCAAAAGAACAAUGUCCUCACGGACCUUAUCACCUUAGUGGGUGACGUAGCAUCAAUUGGUGACCACACAGACGUUCCUGACGCCCUUCGUCAAGCAACAUCUUCCGUCACCAGUAUCUCGGAAUCUGAAGAUCUAAUUCCCGUUAACCCUGGCUACAAAAGCAAAAACAGUAACUGGAACUUAAACUCUAUCACUGAAACAUCGCAAGUCAAAAGCAAGAGUCCGACGGUAAACAAACAGAGAAUUGUGGAGAUCGAGGGCGAAGAUACUGAUACCAUUACAGACUCUCCCCCGCCCAAUGACAAGGUGGAGCCGACGACAAAGCGGCCUAUCAUAGACAACGUGUCCGACGACAAAAAGCCGGAGAAUAUAACGAGUAAUAAGGAAAUAGAAAUUAUCACCAAAUCUUACGUGCCUACUAUCAACAGACGGCCGACGAAGAUUGUUAUGAAAAAAAAUAAUGAGAAACCAGUAGCUGAAGAAACGGCGACAGAAGACACAUUCGAGUCCAGCGAAGAGGAGUCGGUCACCGAGAGCCGUACCAGCACCGUCACUGCCGCCGUUGCAGAAACGACGGAGGAAGACGAAUCCUCACCCGCUGUGCAGUGAAAGCUAUUCAUUAAUCCACGAAACCCCUAUCCUGAGCAUUUUGUAGGGAGUAUGCUUCGUUAUUGAAGCUCCUAUUUAACUAUAGAGACUAUUAGGUUAUCAGAACGAGAAAUUAUUAUUUGUCAAUUUGAUCCGAGCGCGGAAACAGUUUCCGUGUGACGAAGCUCACUCGUGUAGUGUAGUGUAGUAUAAGUAGACGACCGAGACUCUCGGUUUAAUUUUUGUGUACUAGUUGGACAAAUUAUUUAUAAUUAUUAUAAACUAGAUGUAAAGGAGCGACCCUCGCGCUGUCCGCAAUGUGUCAAAUUAUGCAGGAUACUAAGUGUAGGCGCAUGCGCCAGCUGUCGAUUUGUCGGAGCGGGUGAUUUGCGCGCUAGCUAAGUUAUUAUUUAUUUGUUUAGUGAGAGUCGCGGUAGAGUGAUCGUAAGUAAGCAACCAAGCUAGUCAACUUGUGACGCCACGUUGCCAUUACUGCUAGCUAAUGUAACGAAACAUGACAAACACUCGCGUUAACGUAAGCAUUCCAUAGUUUUAGUUCCUUUAGGUUGAAUCAUAAGAACAAAGUGUGCGAGCGCGCGCGGCGAGCAGGUGUCGCUGCUCCCGCGCAUAACAAAAUUUGGUACAAAUUUGAUAUUAUAGAGACAUUUAUGAUGCCGUCAGACGUACUGUAGAGCGCAAAUGUGUUCGCACAUAGGUAUAUUUAUUAUUCACGUAGUGGCGGGACGGAGGUCGGGCAGAAGGCUCAUUGUAGCGUAAGCUGUACUGUUCCCUUGCCAGUGUCAAUUCAGUAUGUCAUCGCGCCGGCGCCACGAGGCCGCGCGGCCGCCCUGGCCGCCGGCGAUCGCCGCCCCUCGCGGCUCGGUCUGUGUUUCUUGCUCCGGAAGACCGCGCCUUUUCCCGGGCAAUAAGCGCAUGCUCAUUAUUUUAUUUUAUUAUUAUUAUUGUUUUUUUACAAAUAAAACAAAACUAGACUG